This is a messenger RNA of Fraxinus pennsylvanica, 1002 nucleotides long. The record is from the annotation of a GenBank genome assembly. Lineage: Eukaryota; Viridiplantae; Streptophyta; Magnoliopsida; Lamiales; Oleaceae.
AUGUACUCCCUGUCGGAACUUCAAUCAGCAACAAACAGCUUCAGUGAAGGAAACCUUCUUGGAGAGGGAUCCCUUGGUUGUGUUCACAGAGCAGAGUUUCCAGAUGGAAUGAUUGUGGCUGUGAAAAGCAUUAAUACAGUACCUCUGUCCAUCAUUGAAGAAGAAGAAUUCCUAGAUGUGAUUCGGAAUGUAUCCCGAUUGAGGCACCCAAACAUAGUGACACUUCUUGGGUACUGCAUGGAGCAUGGCCAACAUCUCCUUGUGUAUGAAUAUAUCAGAAAUUUUUCUCUUGAUGAGGCCUUGCAUUGUGCCACGUACAAGCCACUAUCCUGGGGCCUGCGGGUUCAAAUUGCUCUUGGUGUAGCUAGAGCAUUGAAUUACAUGCAUUCCUCCUGCAUGCCUCCCAUAGCCCAUAGCAAUUUGAAGGCUUCUAACAUCCUACUCGAUGAAGAGCUCUUGCCCCACGUUUGUGACUGCAGCCUGGCUAUCCUGAGACCCCUGACCAGUAACAAUGUUAAGCUCAAGGCUUCAGAAAUGGCUAUUGCUGAUAGUGGCUACAUUGUACCUGAAAAUUUCCAACCUAUCCAGCCUGGGAUCGCUAACACAAAGGCUGAUGUGUAUGCAUUUGGAGUGCUGCUUUUAGAGCUUUUAACAGGAAGGAGGCCAUUCGAUUGUUCAAGACCAUUAUCAGAGCAAUCCUUGGUGAAAUGGGCUUCGUUCAGACUUCAUGACCGUGAGUCUUUGGGACAGAUGGUCGAUCCAGUCAUGACUGGAAAAUUUUCAUCCAAGUCUCUGUCACGUUUUGCUGACAUCGUCUCCCUCUGUAUUCAGCCUGAUCAGGAAUUCCGUCCCCCAAUAUCUGAAAUCGUGGAGUCUCUGUCAUGUCUGCUGCACAAGCCUGGCACAGCAGAUGAUGCUGAAGUUGACCCCUUCGACCGAUCAUUCCGCUCUACCAACGCCCGAUUCUUUGGAUCGCCAACUCUGAGCUACUACUCCAGCUGA